This is a messenger RNA of Zalophus californianus (California sea lion), 8911 nucleotides long. It is a transcript of the gene NLGN1, whose product is annotated as neuroligin 1. Gene Ontology annotation, cellular component: cell surface; synapse; postsynaptic specialization membrane. Gene Ontology annotation, biological process: neuron cell-cell adhesion; modulation of chemical synaptic transmission; postsynaptic membrane assembly. NCBI's taxonomy places the organism in Eukaryota, Metazoa, Chordata, Mammalia, Carnivora, Otariidae. Gene Ontology annotation, molecular function: signaling receptor activity; neurexin family protein binding. The record is from RefSeq and is a predicted model, not a curated record. The transcript is spliced from 8 exons. The coding region runs from base 975 to 3566 and encodes 863 amino acids.
GUGUGCGCGUGUCUACAGGUAGCGGCGGCGGCGGCGGCGGCGACCGGAGCAGGGGACGAUUUGCAGCCACCUCCCCGCCUGUGAUUUUUGGAGGCGAUUGCUCACUUAGCUGGCGAAUCUGUACCCUCUGGAGAUCUUCUCAUCCUCUCCAUUUCCACGCGUCUUAGGCGUCUUCCAGUUGCAAGUGUGUGUUUGGGUAUUUUAUUAAUUUUUUUUCUUCUUCCUCUAAAUCUUCUCGGGAAUUCUGCAUAUUGAAGCAGGUGGCUCCUGAUAAGAAAUCUUUGGAUGUAUUUGGCUUGCCAAGUUUUUCUCUUCCCCGUCCCCUCCCUCUUCAGAGGCAUCUGUGGUGCUUUUCUUUUUUGGAUUUAUACGCAGAAAACGUAUAUAUGUUUAUAUACCGACCGCAUAAUAUGUAAAUACAUAUAUGCGUGCCCAAGUACUUGGUUUUCGUCUCUCUUCCCGACAAAGCGGAAUGUUUUGGAGCCGAUGGAUAACGAGAACAGUAUUAACAUUCUUUUGAGCCUGUUUUUUAAAAAGGGGAGGGAGCGUGAAGGAUGGUUUAACAUUCGGCCAUCGUUUGGCUGCACACUAAGCAUCACGAACUAUUUAUGGUUGCAGAUCAGGUGCAAACGGGGCUUAGAGAGAAAGGAUGCAGAACUGCUGCUAACUGGAUUUGAUUUAUAAGAGAGAAAUCUACAGUCAAUGGCCACUCUUGUCAUGUUGCUACUAUGGAAAACAGAAUGGUCAAUAGGAUAUGGUUUGAUAAAUAGUGAUGAUUGAAGAUGCUACUUCAAUCCAUGUGAAAUCGUUGGGAGAUACUGGCUGCAUAAAGAGCUUUCUGAGCUUUUCUUGACAAGCUCGCCUUGAAGAAGUUGGAGGUGGAGGUGUAUUCUACCAUUACAUGGUCUUUCUCAAGUGGAUACAAAUACCUUUGCUUCACUGUAACCAGACAGCUACACAACUAAUGUGGGACCAUGGCACUGCCCAGAUGCAUGUGGCCAAAUUAUGUUUGGAGAGCAAUAAUGGCAUGCUUGGUACACAGGGGAUUGGGUGCCUCAUUGACUCUCUGCGUGUUGGGAUGUUUACUUCAGGCUGCCCAUGUGCUUUCACAAAAAUUGGAUGAUGCAGACCCACUGGUGACUACCAACUUCGGCAAGAUAAGGGGGAUUAAGAAAGAACUCAAUAAUGAAAUUUUGGGGCCUGUUAUUCAAUUUCUUGGCGUUCCGUAUGCAGCCCCACCCACAGGGGAACAUCGUUUUCAGCCUCCAGAACCACCAUCUCCCUGGUCAGAUAUCAGGAAUGCGACUCAGUUUGCUCCUGUGUGUCCCCAGAAUAUCAUUGAUGGCAGAUUGCCGGAAGUCAUGCUUCCUGUAUGGUUUACUAAUAACUUGGAUGUGGUUUCAUCAUACGUACAAGACCAGAGUGAAGAUUGCCUAUAUUUAAACAUAUAUGUUCCAACUGAGGAUGUAAAAAGAAUAUCCAAGGAAUGUGCCAGAAAACCCGGCAAGAAAAUAUGUAGAAAAGGAGGUCCCCUUACAAAGAAACAGACAGAUGAUUUAGGUGAUAAUGACGGUGCUGAAGAUGAAGAUAUUCGGGACAGUGGGGGUCCCAAACCAGUGAUGGUGUAUAUACAUGGUGGCUCAUAUAUGGAAGGUACUGGAAAUUUAUAUGAUGGGAGUGUCUUGGCAAGUUAUGGCAACGUGAUCGUCAUCACAGUCAACUAUCGACUUGGGGUACUUGGUUUCUUGAGCACAGGGGAUCAGGCUGCAAAAGGAAACUAUGGACUCCUUGAUCUCAUACAGGCUUUAAGAUGGACUAGUGAGAACAUUGGAUUCUUUGGUGGUGACCCCUUAAGAAUCACUGUUUUUGGAUCUGGCGCUGGGGGUUCAUGUGUCAAUCUUCUGACUUUAUCCCAUUAUUCUGAAGGUAACCGUUGGAGCAAUUCAACCAAAGGACUUUUCCAACGAGCCAUAGCUCAAAGUGGAACAGCCCUUUCCAGCUGGGCUGUUAGUUUCCAACCUGCAAAAUAUGCUAGAAUGUUGGCCACAAAAGUUGGUUGCAAUGUUUCAGAUACAGUAGAGUUAGUGGAAUGCCUACAGAAGAAGCCUUACAAAGAACUUGUUGACCAAGAUAUUCAACCAGCACGAUACCACAUAGCCUUUGGACCUGUGAUUGAUGGUGAUGUAAUACCAGAUGACCCUCAGAUAUUGAUGGAGCAAGGAGAGUUUCUCAACUAUGAUAUAAUGUUAGGAGUUAACCAAGGGGAAGGGUUAAAAUUUGUUGAAAAUAUAGUAGAUAGUGAUGAUGGUAUAUCAGCUAGUGAUUUUGACUUCGCUGUUUCCAAUUUUGUUGAUAAUUUAUACGGAUAUCCUGAAGGCAAAGAUGUUUUGAGAGAAACUAUUAAAUUCAUGUAUACUGACUGGGCUGACCGUCAUAACCCUGAAACCAGAAGGAAGACAUUACUGGCUUUGUUUACAGACCAUCAGUGGGUAGCACCAGCUGUAGCUACAGCAGAUCUUCACUCAAACUUUGGUUCACCUACAUACUUCUAUGCCUUUUACCAUCAUUGCCAAACAGAUCAGGUUCCAGCUUGGGCUGAUGCAGCUCAUGGAGAUGAAGUUCCCUACGUACUAGGAAUCCCCAUGAUUGGACCUACAGAAUUAUUUCCUUGCAAUUUUUCCAAAAACGAUGUGAUGCUGAGUGCAGUUGUAAUGACAUACUGGACAAAUUUUGCCAAAACUGGUGACCCGAAUCAACCAGUCCCUCAAGACACGAAAUUCAUCCAUACUAAACCCAACCGCUUCGAAGAAGUAGCAUGGACCAGAUAUUCCCAGAAAGAUCAACUCUAUCUCCAUAUUGGAUUAAAACCAAGAGUUAAAGAACAUUAUAGAGCCAAUAAGGUGAACCUCUGGUUGGAGCUGGUACCUCAUCUGCAUAAUCUCAAUGACAUUUCUCAGUAUACCUCGACAACAACUAAAGUGCCAUCAACCGACAUCACUUUCAGACCUACGAGAAAGAAUUCUGUACCUGUCACAUCAGCAUUUCCCACUGCCAAGCAGGAUGAUCCCAAACAACAACCAAGUCCAUUUUCAGUGGAUCAAAGGGACUACUCCACAGAGCUGAGCGUCACUAUUGCAGUUGGAGCAUCACUGCUGUUUCUGAAUAUCCUUGCCUUUGCAGCCCUGUACUACAAAAAGGAUAAGAGGAGACAUGAUGUUCAUAGGAGAUGCAGCCCUCAGCGCACUACUACCAACGAUCUGACCCACGCACAAGAAGAGGAGAUCAUGUCCCUCCAAAUGAAGCACACUGAUUUGGAUCAUGAAUGUGAGUCCAUCCAUCCACAUGAGGUGGUUCUUCGGACCGCCUGUCCCCCAGAUUACACACUAGCUAUGAGGAGGUCACCUGAUGAUGUUCCCUUAAUGACACCCAACACCAUUACAAUGAUUCCCAACACUAUACCAGGGAUUCAACCCUUACACACAUUCAAUACAUUUACUGGAGGACAGAACAAUACUCUGCCCCAUCCCCACCCCCACCCCCAUUCACAUUCAACAACCAGGGUAUAGCCAGAUAAGAGAAACAAACUCUAUUUUUUUGAUGGAUUGCAGUAAAAGAUUACUGAAGAUUUCUUGGCUUUCAACCUACAAGACUCUUACUAUUUAAAUAAGGAGGAAUAUUAUGUGAAUAUACAUAUCAAGAACUUUGGGGGUUUUGAAAAAAAAUAAAUUGUACAUAUAUAAACAAAUCAACUUUAAAAAUGAAUUUCAAUUGCUUGAAGCAAUUGUUCUGAAUGAUACUUUUUCAUUCACAUUCAAGAAUUAAUUUUUUGAAGAUUUAUGUUACAUAAUGGAAUUAGGCAUGUGGAACACCAAACAGGAAAGAACUAUGUCUGAAAUAUAAAACAUAAAAAUAAAAAAACAACCAUGAAUAUGCACAAGGGACACACCAAUGGAAUGUCAGAUAAUUUUCACCAGUUUUUAUUUGGAGCCGUUUUAAUGUGUAGACCAUAUUUACAUAUUUGGAUAAGUACACAAAGCACCAAUGCUGUUAAUGGCCUUAGCGGAGGCUCAUGCUGAAAUUUGCCAGUAAAACAAAGAAGUUUAAAGACUGGCAGGUACAACAUUAUCACAUAAGUGCUGUCAGUAUAAAGUUGUGGGGAUAAAGGAAACUGGAUAUUUUUAGCACGAUGUGCAUGAUAAUUUAUAUGCUUGGUGGCUGUGCUGCUGAUUAAGCCGUAAUUAAAAUUCUUCUCAUCCCAUUGGAUUCUUUAAUAGAAGCUUCCUCUAUCAAUUGGCAGAGCCUAAAGAAGAUUUUAAGGGGCAAAAGUAAUUAGGAGUAAAUAAUUCACAGUAGUUUUGAUAAUAGGAGGUAUUAGUUAUUAAGGGUAUUUGAAGAAACCAUAGGUAUAGUGGUGAAUACUCGCUGAUAUGAAUCCCAGGAAAAAAGAAAUUCCUGUGUUUUUAAUGUUCUUUUCAUUCCAAUCUAAAUAAUUUAUAGAAAUACAGCCCUAAUUGGACAUGUGUUACAGGAUCUAUAAUUUGCUGUGGUUUUUGUUAUUCUGUAUUUCGUUCCUUUUGGUAAGGUGAAGUGUGUCCAAAGAGUUACUUGCAACAGUCUUUUAUGAUAUGAGGAUGCCCCAAAUUACCACUCUGAUUACAGUUCUCAGUUAAUUGAUUUACUCAUGUUGCAUGACAAAAUGUUUACUAAUAAGAAUUCAAUAUACAGUAAUGUCCCUCCUCAUAUCACUUAUCUUUCUCACUGAGGUUCACUCACUGGAAUUUACUCAUGCAAUCUCAGUAGAGUACAACAUAGAUUCAGAACCUAGAAGGAGAGUCAACACCUGGAGGAUUUUAGUCUUACACAUACGUGUGAUUUUAAAUGAAUACUUUAAGACCACAGGAAACUCUUCAUCCCCCUGUUGUUUACCAGUAACAGUAUAUCACAGACCUUUCCAAAUGUUUGUAUAUGUAAUCAGAUGUACAUUUAUAUUAAAACAAAACUGAGAUGGACUUAAAGAGCACAUCCUGAUAAAUACUUUCUCUCUUACCUGUACUAUAUUUCUAUUAGACUAAAGUUAUGUGAUUUUUUUUUACAUUUUUUCAGAUGACUAGCAAUUUUGAUAGUUUGUAAGAUAAUGCAAAGAACUUUCUCUGACAAACUAACUGCAGUAACAGAAACCUUUCUUUUCAGUUACUCUUUUUCAAGAAUGAAAGCUUAUUAUACAAAAAAAAAUUGUAUACUACUUGAUGGAAACAACUUUGUACAUCUUGGCCAUGUCACUGGUCAUCGCGUGAAAUAAAGAUAAUCUGGAUAAUGACUAUUAGUCCAAUGCUAAGAGACAUGAUCUUUGCUCAUUAAAGAGCUAAAAUGUUUAUUGCUGUUUUGUCUUUUUUUAAAUAACAAAAGAAACAUGACUGUCUCAGAGAGUCAUUUUUCUAGACCAGUUGGGUUUUUGAAGACAUAUAGGUAACUUCUAUAGAAAACACAUGUGUAUUUAAAGGCAAGUGUUAUCUAAGAAGAAACUGAUGAAACUUAUCAUUAUGAAUUUAUAAGCCUGGGAACUCAUGAAAAAUGUUAGCUUUGUAUUUUUAAAUACCUCUUAUGUGAAAGUGUUGUAGAAAUAAAAUGUGCCAAUUGUUUUCAGUUAGAAACACAGGUUCUGAUUUUCAUCAUCAAGGAAAAGGCCUAUUGGAAAUAAAUGUGCAAUAUUUCAUGGAACGAGAAUAGCUAGGUUCAUAAUAUAAGCGUGAUUAAACUAUCAUAAAGCAAUGGACAGAAAGUUAUCCUCCUAAGAGAAUUAAAAAGUGCUGAACAAGAUAUUAAGCUGACACUAAAAGAUAAAAUCUUCUAUAUCAAGGAAUUUCUUUGCUUGUAAUUCCCCCUCCCAAUUAUUAACUAUCAAUGAAAUGUAGAUAUUACUCUAUAACUUCAAAUGAAAAUCUCUGUUAGAGGUGAAAAGUCUUCAAAACUCAGAGCGGUCUACAUGCAGUUUUGCCUAAUGUGGUUAUGCUUUUAGACUGGGAACUGCCAAUGUAAACCAAGAAAAAGAAUUGCUUAACGUCUGAAAUAUUGCUAACCGGAAAACUGUCUUUUAUUACACCAAUUAAACAAAAGAUAAAAAGAAAUACAAGUGGCAACAAAAUAAGAUAUGAGUGAAAUCUUUCAUAUGCAUUACUUCACUUGGCAAAAUCAAGCAUUCUAUUCUAGAUUAAUGGCCAUAUUAUAUCUAUCUGCAUAUCUGUUGCUCUAAAUUUAUCUAUCAAUCUACCAGUAUAUGCCAUAACUGACAUCUAUGUUAUAUUAAUUUAGGGAAAUGAUUUAGGAAACAAAGCAUAGUCCUAGUCUUUUUUCUAAAUUAAUGUAGUUUCAACUUUGUGGAAGAUAGAAAGCAGUUCUAGGUGUUAUUACUAUUCUCAAGUUGUGAUAAAGUCAUUGUGAAUGAAUGUUAGUUGUUAGUUUUAUAAUUACAGCAGCUAGUUUUCUGAGUGUAAAAUGAUUUCCCACAAUAAACAGAACAUUAAGAACUGUUUUUAAAGCUGAAACAUAAUUUUUAAAUGCAAGAAAUAUUUUGAAUAUUGUUAAAUUUUAACCAAUAUCUUUAAAAAGUAUUUAUUUAGACAAUUUUCUUUAGAGAAAAAGUAAGUCACAAAAUUAAAAGGAUAUUUUUGGCAUUACUUAUUAAUUCAGAUUUUCCUCCCUCAGAUUAAAUGGCAAAUAGUCAAGGCUGCUUAGAAUUUAUAUAAACAUUAAGCCAAAAUGGACUUUAUUUCAUUGUUUGUUAUAUGAAAUUAUUACUAGGUGUUUAUCAACAGAUUAAAGUUGUUCUAGAGUAUGGGAUUAGAAAUAUGAAAGUGAUAGAUUUCACAGUUUUAAAUUUCUAUUGAAUAUGUCAACUAUGAACAAAAUCUGGUUGAAUACUACAGAUGUAUCAUAAGGCUCAUCAUUAGCUUUAUGGAAAUUGGAAAGUCAUUUUCUAAAGCAUUAAAACUAUUCAAUUUGAAUUUGGAGAGAUCAUGCUCACAGCUUAAAGAAGAAAAUCUGAGUAAAGUAGAAAUGAUUUCAUUCCUAUUUCAAAUUUAAAAGUUUUGACCGUAAUGAUUCUUUAAUUCAGAUUUUUUUGAUCUGUACAACAUGAAAACAGCAACCAAAUUUUUAAAAAUAAUUAACCAUAUGUGAUAUGAAAGAGGAAAACACUGCACUCAUUUUCUUACAGAAAAGAAAUGCCAAAACUCAAUUGGUAUAUCUAUAAAAUACUCUUCUCAAGUUAUUUCACCUGUUGACAUACUCAUACCAACACGCAUUAUUAAUAUCAUGAAAAAAUACAAAGAAUGUGGCAAAUGUGUUUCAGCUUUAAAGGCAUUACUACAUAAAAAUUACUGGGAUUUUUUUUCUUUGGCGAGUUUCACUGAAAGAUUUUCACAGGGCAAAAUGAUGAAUGGAAUUUUUAGGAAGCUUUCAAAUACCAUGGCAAUCCUUUGAUGUUUGUUUUCUUCUGUGUUGUUGGUUCAAAGUACUGGCCUUUUUCUUCAUUUCUAGUAAUUAGUUGUUAUAGACUAUCAGUUUUUAAUGUAAGUGGAAAUUAGAUAAUUUGGUUAUACUUGUGAAAACAUGCUCCCAAAUAAAUUCAAUUAAUGGGCAAUUCCCUGCUGAGAUUUUGUUAUCAUUCAUUUAAUUAUCUUGUCAAGCUUUACUGUUAAAGACAAUUGUUUUGGGUUUUUAGUCAAUAAACUAAGGGAAUUUCUCCAACAGCCUUAUACCUCUCCUGCACUUGAUAUGCUAACAUACACUUCAAAUUUCCAUCAGAAGUCUCUAAAGGAAUAGCCUACUGAUAUGAAACAUUUGGUAGCCAACUUGAUUCUCUUUCAAAAGCAUUCUGAUUUGACUUUAUUCUGGCACUUUGAUGUAUUUGUAUGCAUGCCAGAAUUCAAUUCCACUUGAUAAAGGUUAUGGAGUGUACAGACUGGAAUAACCAUGUGCAGGGUAUAAGAGCCUUUCUUCCUGGGAUUUUAUUUAUAAAUCUUAUUGUCUUUUUUAAAUUUGCAAAUCCUGAUAAUUUAGUUGAAAAGAUACAAUAGAAUAACCAUGUUACAAAUUUCCAGUAAGAAAAUUUAUUUAAAAAGUUCUUUUCUUCCAUUUAAUUUGAUUUUUUGUAUGACAGCAAAUGAGUCCAAACUAUUCCUAGAAAAGAGUAAGGUGAAUUUUUGGAAAACAACAAAUAAUUAUUUAGGCAUCAGACUUAAUAGUAUUUAAGUGUAGCAACUUAAAUCUCCAACAAACUUUAACUUUUUUCCAAACAGGUAAGUUUAAUUUAAAAUGAGUCUGAAGUUGUUAGGGAUAAACAUAUAUUAGAAAGUAUAUCAUUUUUUCUAGUCAACCAUUAUAUAUAUACCACAUUGUGUAUAUAUAUAUAUAUAUAUAUAUAUAUAUAUAUAUAUAUAUAUAUAUACCGUAUAUAGGAUAUAUAUAUAUAUAUCCUAUUUGGCAUGUGGUUUAUUGGAUAUUUGUGAUGGCUCUUUCAGACUCACAUAUUUACAAAUGACUUUGUAUAUUUUACUACAUAUGUACUAAUGUUAUAGAAUUUAAUCUUCUGUAGAAGGUCAAGCCAAAGUGCUAGCAGUUUUGUGUUGAAAUGAUAACAAUUAAAGCUUUAAAGAAAUUUGUAAAGGUCUAGUAAUAAAAACUCAGCAGAUGAAGUCAAAGCAAAGGCACUAUUUUUGAAUGCCAUGUCUAAGGUUGAUGUCUAUUAUUAGAUGGUAUGUUUAAAAGAAUUUUAGCGUUUUUGAUUCAUCUUUUCUGCACUCAUAUCAUUUAGCAAAUCAAUGGGACAUAUGUCAUGCUUUUUGUAAAAAAAAAAAAAAGCCAUUGGGUGUCACGAUUCAGUUUGUGUCUGGACAUCCCUGGCUUUCAUUAA